Molecule: messenger RNA, 1443 nt
Organism: Anopheles coustani
Lineage: Eukaryota; Metazoa; Arthropoda; Insecta; Diptera; Culicidae
Product: L-threonine ammonia-lyase
Exons: 8
Coding region: 1-1443 (480 amino acids)
Biological process (GO): L-threonine catabolic process; L-serine catabolic process
Molecular function (GO): L-serine ammonia-lyase activity; threonine deaminase activity
Source: RefSeq, a predicted model, not a curated record
AUGCAGGUGUCAUCCGUAACGUCACAAAUGGCUUCCGUGAAGCUGACAACUCGGCCACCGGUCGGUCAGGCAAAAAGUGAACCAUCGCCAGCCACCAACGGCAUCAGCAGCAGCAACACCAAUGACACGCCGACCGCCACCGCUACGACCACCGGAACCGCCGGUGCGACCGAACCGGAAAUCGUCGAUCCGUUCUGCAAUGCGGACAAUCCGCAGAUAAUCACCUUCCAGGACGUAACGUCGGCCGCGUUCAAAAUCCGUAAAGGUGUCGAGCUGACGCCGUGCGUGAAAUCCCAUUUCAGCGACCUGAUCGACAUGGACAUCUACUUGAAGAAGGAGUUCCUGCAGUUCACGGGCAGCUUCAAGGAGCGUGGGGCCCGCUACGCGCUGUUGAUGCUGUCGGACGAGCAGAAAAGAACGGGCGUAAUCUCGGCCUCCCUGGGGAACCACGCUCAGGGACUGUCCUAUCAUGGCUGGAAGCUGGGCAUCCCGGUGACGGUGGUGAUGCCGAUGAAAGCUUCGCUGAUGAAAAUCCAGAAAUGCCGCAACUAUCACGCCACCGUCGUCGUGCAGGGCGCGGACAUGGGUGAAGCGAAGCGUAUCGCGCUGAAAAUGGCCCACGACCGGGGCCUAACGUACAUCAACGGGUACGACCAUCCGCACAUCAUGUCCGGCCAGGGUACGAUCGGGCUGGAGAUCAUCGAGCAGGUCGCGGACAUUGACGCGGUGGUGGUGCCGGUGGGUGGCGGCGGGCUGAUUGCCGGGGUCGCCACCGCCAUCAAGAAUCUCAGCCCGAAUACCAAAAUCAUCGGCGUCGAGUCGGAAAAGUGUCCCAGCUUCACGCGAGCGCUCGAGAACGGCGGGCCGAUCUUCGUGGCGAACCAGGAGACGCUGGCCGACGGGUUGGCGGUGCCGCAGGUGGGCUACAACGCUUACGCCACCACCGUGCCGCUGAUGGACAAAAUGGUCGUCGUGAAGGAGGAGUGGAUCGCGCUGGCCAUCCUGCGGCUGGUGGAGCUGGAAAAGUGCGUGGUGGAGGGAGCGGGCGCCGCCGGACUGGCCGCCAUUAUGGCCGGCCAUCUGAACGAGUUCAUCGGGAAGCGUGUGGUGCUGCUAAUUUGCGGAGGCAAUAUUGAUACGACCAUGUUCGGCAAGUGUCUCGAACGUGGCAUGGCCGCCGAGGGUCGCUUGCAGAGAUUCACCGUGACCGUCAGUGAUGGCCCGGGCGGAGUCGCCAAACUGUGCAAUCUGCUGGCCAAGCUGGGCGUUUCCAUCAAGGACAUAAUGCACGAACGUGCCUUCAUUCGCGACAUUCACCACGUCGAGGUAAAAGUCAUCUGCGAAACGCGAGAUUGGGAGCACUCGAAGGAAAUGCGCAAAGUUCUCCAGGAGACCUACAGCAAAGUACACUUCUACGACAUGCCAAUGGCGAUCACGGAAUAG